AUGCAUAUCGAAGAAUCUCCGGCCCUAGAGCCAAUUGCCAUUGUCGGAAUGGCAUGCCGACUUCCUGGUGGCAUUGAUUCCUCCAAGUCCAUGUGGGACUUGCUCAAGGCAAAGGGAACAGUUCGUACUGCUAAGGUGCCGGCGAACCGCUUCAACAUCGAUGCAUACCUACAUGAGAACUUGGAUCGUCCAGGUAGCUUCAAUGUACCGGGAGGGUACUUUCUGGAUGGCAGCCUAGAGGACUUCGAUCCCAGCCUCUUCAAUAUAUCUCCUGUCGAGGCCAUGUGGCUCGACCCGCAGCAGCGGAAGAUGCUCGAGGUGACUUACGAGUGCUUCGAGUCUGCAGGCAUUCCCCUUGAAUCCGUUGCAGGGUCAAACACUGGAGUCUACGUGGGCAGUUUUACCGCCGACUAUCAGCAAAUGUCAUUCAAGGAGGCUGACUUCCGGCAUAGCUAUGCUGCCACAGGAGUUGACCCAGGCAUUAUCAGCACUCGCCUGGGCAACGUGUUUGACCUAAGGGGCCCCAAUUCGACUAUUAACACAGCCUGCUCUUCUUCUAUCUAUGCUGUUCAUCAGGCGUGCAACUCCUUGCGCGCGCAUGAUUGCGACGCCGCGAUCGCUGGUGGAGUUAAUCUCAUUCUAACAGUUGACCAGCACAUUAAUACGGCUAAGCUCGGCGUCUUGUCCCCAACAUCUACCUGUCACACAUUUGAUGCCUCGGCAGACGGAUACGGUAGAGGGGAGGGCGCCGGGGCACUUUAUCUACGACGUCUCUCUGAUGCGCUCCGUGACGGCGAUCCUGUCCGGGCGAUUAUCAGAGGCUCCGCUGUCAACUCAAACGGCAAGGUACCUGGUUAUGGCAUCACAUACCCCAGCAUCAGGGGUCAGGAGGCCGUAGUUCGUGCUGCCUACGCACAGGCACGUCUUGACCCGCUUGAAACGGACUACGUCGAAUGCCACGGCACCGGAACGCCCGUGGGCGAUCCGAUUGAAACACAGGCCAUUGCCACAGCGAUGAAUGAUACUCGCCCCGCUGAUAGGCCAUUGAUUGUUGGAGCUGUCAAGCCCAGUAUAGGCCACAGCGAGGCGGCAAGCGGCAUUUUUGCAAUCAUCAAGGCGGCCAUGAUGACGGAGUCGGGAAUUAUCCCAGGCGUCUACGGUUUGGAGAAUGUGAACCCAGCCAUCCUUGAAAAGGAGUGGAACAUUGUGGUCUCCAAGGAUACUCGGACAUGGCCCCAGGAUGGUUCGCUGAUCCGCCGUGCUGGCGUUUCGUCCUUUGGUUAUGGCGGAACCAAUGGGCAUGUCAUUGUCGAAGAGCCACGAGGAGCGAGUCCUUUCUCUGUUGGCCGCCGCAAGCAAGAGGCUAGUUAUUUCUUUUCGGGUAAUUCCGUCAAGAGACCUUAUCUGGUUGGCUUCUCUGCUCAUGAUCGCCGUACUCUGGAGCGCAACAUCGAGGCACACGCGCGCGUCGCGUCGGAUUUCCACUUGCCAGACCUCGCGUACACUCUGUUAGUUAAAAGAUCCCGGUUCCCUGUACGAGGCUUCACUGUCACUACAGAAGAGACCCUUGAAGAAGCCCUCCAGACUUCGUCGAUGACCUUCGGAACAGCGCUGGCAACGCCUCCACAGCUUGGCUUUGUCUUCACUGGACAAGGUGCUCAAUGGCCCGCCCUCGGCGCCGCCGCAAUGGAGGCCUUCCCCUCAUUCCUUGCCACCAUCCGAGCCCUUGACGCUGUCCUGCAAAGUCUCGACUUUGCCCGUCCCCAAUGGAGCCUGGAGGAUGCGCUUAAACAGCCAGCAGGGGAGGCAAACAAGAUCAACGACGCUGAAAUCUCUCAGCCAGUCUGCACAGCCGUCCAAAUUGCCAUCGUUGACCUCUUUGACGAGUGGGACAUCACGCCAACAGUCACCGUGGGCCACUCGUCUGGUGAAAUUGCCGCUGCUUACGCCGCUGGCUUCAUUUCAGCCCCGGAGGCCAUGAUGGCUGCUUAUCUGCGCGGAUAUGCAGUCUCAAAAUACGCUCCAGUUGGCGCCAUGUUAGCUGUGGGACUAGGCUCAGAGGAUUCGCAGGCUUGGCUCCCAGAGGACGGCUCCAUCACGGUCGCCUGUCAAAACUCGCCGUCGAGUACGACCCUCAGCGGAUCAUGUGAGGCCAUCUCCAUACUCGCCAAGAAGCUCCAGGAGGAGCAGAUAUUUGCACGAGAGCUGCCCACCGGCCGAGCCUAUCACUCGCAGCAUAUGCUUCCCGUUGGUCAGGUAUAUGACUACAUGCUGAUCCGAGCUACAUCCGCUCUAAGCGACGAUGCGAAAGAUUCGUGGCGCCGACCCCGUACGACUUGGAUAUCAUCAGUAACUGGCGCCGAAUUCACCAAUGAGCAGAUUGAGCCUACGUACUGGAGCCGUAAUCUGGUCAGUCGGGUUCGUUUCGACGAGGCCAUUGUUGCUUUGGGGCAACAUGAAGCUCUAACCAGCGUGAAGGCCAUGGUAGAGAUUGGCCCGCAUCCUGCUCUCUCGGGUCCUUUCAAACAGAUCUGCCAGGCAAAUGAUCUCAAAGGUUUCACCUACACAGCCUCGCUGGUGCGUAACAAGGACAGCGCCGAGCAGCUCCUUCGAACUGCAGGUGCUCUCUUUUUGCAGAACUAUCCCAUCGACGUGCAAGCAGUCAACUGGACAGGCGAGGAAAAGCAGUUCCCCAGGCUGCUCGUCGAUCUGCCGCCUUACCAGUGGAACUACGACAAGACGUACUGGGCCGAGCCACGACUGAGUGAUGAGCAGCGGCAUCCCACGCAUGGACGCCAUGACCUGCUGGGAAGCAAGAUGUUCGGUCUCUCGAGCAAAUCCAUGGCCUGGAAAAAUUUCCUUCGACACCGAGACAUUCCUUGGCUCAAGGACCAUCGGUUGGGCAACGAAGAUAUUUUCCCCGCUGCUGCCCACCUGUCAAUGGCUGCUGAGGCUUUGUGGCAGGUCUGUGACCUCCGAGGCGAGCAGAUUGAGAGUGUGACAUUCCGAGACGUCAUUCUAACUGUUGCACUCGCCAUCCCCGACAAUGAAGAUGGUGUUGAGACGCAGCUACGCUUUGAUGCAAUCGAUGAAACCUGGUUCAAGUUUUCAGUGCAAUCAUGGUCGGAAGGCCAGUGGAACGUUCAUUGCGAAGGCCUUAUUGCCGCCAACCAUCGCCCACAGUCCGUGUCAAGCGAUCGAGACCACCCCGUCGAUACUGCCAGCCUCAAGCAGCGCGUUGCUGCCAAACACUGGUACGACGGGUUCAAGAGAGUCGGUUUUGAAUACGGACCCACCUUCCAGACUAUGAGCAACAUUCGCACCAACCAAAAUAUCCGGCAGGCUGCGAGCGAUGUCAGUGUGUUGACCAAAAGCACUGCCGCCAUGGCAGGCGAAUCCCGCUAUUUGCUGCACCCAUCGACCAUCGAUGGCUGUUUGCAUCUGGUCAUUGUUUCCAUCAAUUCUGGUCGGUACGCUGAGAUGCAGCAUGGCGUGGUUCCCAUCAAGUUUGAGGAGAUCACCGUAUGGCCCCAGAAGAAUGACGAGGCCAUUAUUGGCCAGGCAGUUGGAUGGUGUGAUGAGCAAAAUGGUCGUUACUUCGACUGCGGCACCAAACUGAUCGGAGCAGACGGACAAACGAUUUUGGAUGGCCGCAACCUGCGGUGUGUCUCAUAUGAAGCCGCUGUGCCCCAAGAAAACAGCACAAAGCGAGAGCGAGAGCCUUAUGUGGAGACAGUCUGGAAUCCAGACGUGACCACCUUGACCUCAAAGCAGGCUACCGGCAUAUUUGAGUCAGCUAGCACAGAGGGAGACAUGAUCACGAAGUUCUUGGAGCUUCUGAGUCAUAAGAAACAUGUUCCCAACGUUCUUAUCAUCUCGGAGGACGAUGCUGCAAUUGUUCAAGCAGUUUCAGCCACGGCCUCUCCUCUCACAUCGGUGACCGCCAUCGCGUCGCCCCAGCUCAAACAAGAGUUCGAGUCUGGCCAUCUUUCUCCCAAUGUCAAAGUGAUCACCAAGAACAGCGACAAAGAAUUCGACUGGAAUGGUGUACUGGCUGGACCCCAUAAUCUGGUCAUCGUCAAGAAGGAACAGGAUGCGCCUGAUCUAAACUUGCUUGAGCAGCUCGCAUCUCAAAUGGAACAAAAGGGACAGGCCCUCUUCUCCAUUCCGACAACAUCGGUCGACUCUUUUGAGUCUUUACUACGGAAAGCCGGCUUUUCGGGCAUCGACUUCCUCUAUCCAUGCCCAGAGACGUCGGUGAUUGCCUCAACUCUGCUGGGGGAGACGCCGAACGCCCCCGCUGUUGAUGCGUCACACAUCACUGUCAUCCGAAGCAAUGACGAGCCUUGGACAUGGUCACCCUCAGGGCUUAGUGGCAAUAAUGUCGUGAUAACUGACAACAUCUCCCACGUUAGCGAAGCCGACCUAGCCCGCACUGGAAAGAUCAUUAUCGACGACUCUGCCGGUACUCUUUGGUCGGAUUUGAAUGACAGCACAUUCCAAUCCCUUAAGUCCGCCCUCACUGGUGAAAUCCCUGUUGUAUGGCUCACCUCCGGCGUGAAUCAAGGUGUGUCCUUGAAUGCGGGAAUGUGCGCGGGCCUUCUGCGCGUCGUGCGAUCUGAAUUUGCCUCUGCGAAACUUUUGUGGCUGGACGUCGAUCGCGAACAAGAUUUGGCGACUGUGACCGAGGCACUCAAUGCCAAGCUGGGCCAUGUUAUGACCAAGAAUUCUGGCUCUGACACUGAAUUCUGGCUUCGUGAUGGAGUCUUCAAUAUCCCGCGCGUGGUGCCCCACAAGCAGUUGAACCAGCAAUUCUCUGCCAACUCCGGCCAGCCACACGAAAUUGUUCUCCCUCAAGACAGAACGCUCAAAGGAAAAGUCCUCGACGGGCAGGUCGUCUUCCGCGAUCAGAAGAACGGCCCCUUGGAGCAGGGCGAAGUGCAGCUUCUUGUCGAAUACGCCAGCACCACUACCCCUACGCUCGUGUCCGGGACUGUCACCAAUGCACACGCCGGAUUGGAUCAAUCUAUACUAGGGCGCAAGGCUGUUGUGUUCACUUCUGAAUCCCUUCAAACAACAAUCAAGGCUCAACUGAGCCUUUGCGUGUUCCUUGGAGAUGCUCAGGCCCAACCUGCCCUAGUAGCCUCUCUACCCAGUCUUGUUGGCGCUCUCAACGCUAUCAAGGGGCUGGCAAAUGCACGAACUGGCGAACGUAUUCUCGCACUCCCCUCGGCAUCUGCUUCAUUCCAGGCUGCCAUUUCUGUUAUCGCAGCCUCGUUGAAGUUGCAUCUGACCAUUGUCGCCACAACACUGGCCCAAAAAGAGGCCUUGAUUCAGCAUUACACCAUUGCGUCUGACAGCAUUGAAGUCGCGGGCAAUGCAGCUUCGAUCUAUGGAAAUCUCAAGCAGAAAGUGGGGAAUGCCGAUGUGAUCAUCUCAAACGAUUUCACGCCUCUCGCCCAAGAGGCCUGGCGGUCGAUCCCAGCUGGUGCUAGGUUCGUGCUUGACGGUGGAGUGCUUGACAGGGCUCCUGAUGUAGUUCCAUUCUCCAGAGGGGCUUCAUUCUUCUCUACUGGGCUCUCUGGAUUACAGAAGCGGGAUCCUGGAACUGUUACGAGACUACUCGGCGACGCGUCUGCGUUUUUGGAAGCAAACGGAUGUUUCGAGAGCGAGCCCGCACUGGUCGACAUUUCAGACGCUGCCUAUGUCAAGUCUUCAAAUCUCAAAGCCUCUGUCAUCAAGUAUGACUAUGGCGUCAGCAAGGUCAAGGCUCAGCCAAUGGAAAGAACCAUCUCUUUCUCUCCCGACGCCGCUUAUCUUCUCGUGGGCUGCCUAGGUGGUCUUGGUCGCAGCUUAACAGCUUUCAUGAUGGAGCGUGGCGCAAGGAACUUUGUCUUCCUCUCUCGCUCUGGGGCAGACAAGCCCGAUGCAGCAGCGUUGGUGAAAUCACUUCGUGAAGCCGCUGCUACCGCCGAUGUCCACCGAGGCGACGCGUCCAACCAGGCCGAUGUGGAUAGUGUUGUCUCUGAGGUCACCAAGACGCGUCAGAUCCGCGGCGUUGUGCAUGCUGCCAUGGUGCUGCAAGACGCCAUGUUUGACAGUAUGAACCUGUCCCAAUUCCAAGCAGUCAUCGAGCCAAAGGCCAAGGGCGCACAGGCUCUGCAUACCGCGUUACAACACCAUAAUCUGGACUUCUUCGUCAUGACCAGCUCCAUCUCAGCAACCUUGGGCAACCCAGGCCAAGCCAACUACUGUGCCGCCAACAGUUACCUCGAUGCUCUAGCUUGGCAUCGCAAUCUGCGUGGUCUUCCCGCUGUAUCACUAGUUCUCCCCAUGGUUCUUGGUGUUGGAGUCGUGGCUGAGAAUAGCAACAUCGAAACGGCGCUUGCCAAGAAGGCCAUGUACGGUAUAGAUGAGCGCGAAAUGCUGCGCGGUUUCGAGACGGCAAUGAUGCAGCCUGUUCCUACUAUAGGGAAGAACGUCUCUCUCGGCGACAGUCAGAUCAUCCUCGGUUUGGAAUCGACGUUCUUGGCUACCGCCAUUCGCGAAUCGGGCUCCACGGACGCGGCUUAUUGGUACUCAGAUGCACGGUUUGGGUCUCUGCGCACCACUGUCGAUGACAUGAGCAAGCAAUCUGCAGGUGGAGACAACAACAUGGCCGCGGCGAUGCUGGCGGCUCACUCUGCAGAAAUUGACUCUGCAGCAAUCUUUCUGGGUUGCGACUUCGUUAUCAAGAAGCUAUCUGCCAUGCUUUUGAUUCCAGUCGAAGAGUUUGAAUUGGAGGGCCGAUCUGUGGGGUCAUAUGGUCUGGACAGUAUGGUUGGUACUGACUUGCGCAACUGGUUGUUCAAUCAAUUUGGAUUGCAAAUGUCAUUCCAGACAUUGUUGGGAGCAAAGAUGUCCGUCACGGCCUUGGCCACCGCCAUCCUCCAGCAACUGACGUCGGGGGAUUCCUAA
Molecule: messenger RNA, 6957 nt
Organism: Penicillium paradoxum
Lineage: Eukaryota; Fungi; Ascomycota; Eurotiomycetes; Eurotiales; Aspergillaceae
Product: type I polyketide synthase
Exons: 6
Coding region: 1-6957 (2318 amino acids)
Biological process (GO): fatty acid biosynthetic process; secondary metabolite biosynthetic process
Molecular function (GO): fatty acid synthase activity; 3-oxoacyl-[acyl-carrier-protein] synthase activity
Source: RefSeq, a predicted model, not a curated record